UAAGAUUUUUUGUGAGAGUCAGAAUCGCGGGUGUACCUAAAUAAAAUUAAAUGAAAACCAUACCAUAUUUUUGUACCUAAUUUGUACUAUUUAGUACCUCGUUUAAAAAAAUUUGUACCUCACGGUACGUAAAGUUAUCAUCAAAAAACAGGUCACCCGCCAUCCUGACAGUCAGAAUGGCGGGUGUACUUUAUUACGCUAUGUUCCCGUGGUUAUUGAUAAAUUCUAUAAAAGCCAAAUUUUUGUACCUUUUUUGUACCUUCAUAUUCAAUUAUAAUAUGAGUCAUUUUAUUUGUGCUUUCCCAGUUUUACUCAUUUUAUAUUUUGCUUGCUAUUACAAUUUUGCAGGCGUUAUAAUUUUUCAAGUUAUCGAUUUAAUUUUUAAGAAAAAACGCUAAGGUACAAUUAUUUUUAUUACACCAGGAUUUAGUACCUUUAAUGUUUAAUCUGUUAAGUUCAAAUAACUCAGUAAAUCAUGUCUUAAAAAAGGCUAGGCGCCAAUUCAAAGAAAUCUUCUUAAGAAAAAUCAUUUUUAAGACAUGAUUUUCUGAGCUAUUAGAACUUAACAGAUUAAACAUUAAAGGUACUAAAUCCUGGCGUAAUAAAAAUAAUUGUACCUUAGCGUUAAAAAAGGCUAGGCGCCAAUUCAAAGAUAUCUUCCUAAGAAAAAUCAUUUUUAAGACAUGAUUUUCUGAGUUAUUUGAACUUAACAGAUUAAACAGUAAAGGUACUAAAUCCUGGCGUAAUAAAAAUAAUUGUACCAUAGCGUUUUUUCUUAAAAAUUAAAUCAAUAACUUGAAAAAUUAUAACGCCUGCAAAAUUGUAAUAGCAAGCAAAAUAUAAAAUGAGUAAAACUUGGAAACCACAAAUAAAAUGACUCAUAUUAUAAUUGAAUGUGAAGGUACAAAAAAGGUACAAAAAUUUGGCUUUUAUAGAAUUUAUCAAUAACCACGGGAACAUAGCGUAAUAAAGUACACCCGCCAUUCUGACUGUCAGGAUGGCGGGUGACCUGUUUUUUGAUGAUAACUUUACGUACCGUGAGGUACAAAUUUUUUUAAACGAGGUACUAAAUAGUACAAAUUAGGUACAAAAAUAUGGUAUGCUUUUCAUUUGAUUUUAUUUAGGUACACCCGCCAUUCUGACUCUCACGAUUUUUUUUAAACAACCUGGAAACCGAAUGCUUUAAAUGUAAAAAAUACGUACUCUUUGAUUUAAACGUGACAAUUGACAAAUGUCAUUCAUUCCUUUUUUCCAAAGUUGUAUUAGCUACUAAUUGUUUAUAGUUAUAGCAUUAAUACAGUCUAUUUUUCUAUUUAGGGUCUGCAUUAUAGGUACAUACAUGCAGGAGGGAUGUAUAACAAUGGUGUACUUGUUGGUAAUUGGGUCGAAGAACGGCUUAAAAAUGAAGAUGACUUCAAAUUCUUUUUGCGGAAACGAGACAGACGUGAACUACUGUUACAAAAAGCCAGGACUUUGUAUAGCAAUUUGCUGAAAGAGAGGCCACUAUCCAUCAGUGGAAAUUAUGCAAUGUUUGGAUAUAAUGUCCAAUUGAUUGCUCCGGAUAUACCAGUCAAAGGUGCUGGCGGCGUGCAGCACUACGGGCUGGCUUUGUCCAGCCAAGUCGGCGCAAGAGAAGUGGACUGUGAACAGAAUAUAUACGACGGCUGCCUUAUGACGCUCAGCCCGCUCAUGACGCCAUGUUGCCGGAACACCUUUGUUAUACUCAGCAUUGAAGACGAAGCCAUACGUGGGAUGAAAGUUAAUUACGGAGACCAAUUUUUCUUGAAGGCAGAAAAUUACGGAGACCCUGAUGCGCCGCCGCUUUACGUUCGGUACCAGAACUCCGUAGUGCCGGAGCCAUCAAACCGGAUCCCCAUCCGACUUAGUGCCAAGCGAGACACCAAUUGCCGCUGGACCACCGUGCCGUUGCUGCCUUGCGACCGCCUUGAAGGCAUAGGCAAACCUAUUGAGACUGGCAAAAAGCUUAUCAUAAAGAAUUGCGUUGCUGAUAAGAGUUUGAGCGUCAUGUAUCAAAACUGGAUGCAAACGUUCUUUGGCAUGUACAAAUUGGACACCUUUCGGAAUCAAAUGGAAAAUGGCGACCUGAUGCUUGCGAGAUACCGGAAGAUGACUGAAAACCUUAAUGCCCCCACCGUCUUGACUCAGUCUACGGGAACCACUGCUUUUGGUGCCAAGAUUUCAUUGCUUGCCCCUCACAUAUCAGUUUCAGACACACCGAGUGCGAAAUAUAAGGGUCUCUUCUUGGGCGGUCGCAUUUCGGCUGAUGACAUAAUGUACUCACAAGACCUCCGCGAUGGAUGCUCGGUGGUAGCUCACCAGGAUGUAGUGCCACAAGAAAAACACACGUUCGUAAUAACCACUGCCGAUUAUUGUAAUCGGGAACACGAAGUCUUGAAGUAUAAUCAGGAAUUUCUUCUAACUCUCUCUAAAACAGUAAAGACAAAGCCCCUUUAUGUGAGGUUCGACUUGAACCCAAUCCCAGGAUUAUGCGGCAAGUUCCCGGUCUUCCUAAGCGAGCACGCGGUAUCAAGCACGCGUUGGCGAAUCCUGCCGGCCCAGAGACCUAACAUCUCUCGAUUUGAACAGGAAGGGAAACCAGUCCCUGUAAAUGAAGACAUUAUAAUAAAUCAUUGCGCCACAAAUAUUAAUUUAGGCGUGGACACCGGGAAGUGGGAAACGGGAUUCUACGGGAAAAUUUACGCUCCCCUGAUGAAAACCUGCUUAGAUGUAUUUGGGCGCGAAUUGCCGAAUAACGUUUGGCAUAUUCACAUUCCUAUCGCCAAAGACUGACUCUUUUCAGUGUUUACAUCGUAAUAUGCGUACCAAUAAAGUGCCUAGGUACUUUGUUCAAAAUCGCUUAAACUGUAGAAAAUUAAAUAUAGUUCAUUGUAUACUUAAUUAUUAUGCCUAUUAGGUAUUUGCUUGUUUCUCGAGAGAACGUUGUUUUACAUAGAUACAUUUGGUAUAGAGCGCCCUUUCAGCGAUGUAGCGUCUGGCUUGCUUAUGCUGUAAAAAACUAGCAUAGAACCUUGACUUGCCCUCAAUUCUGGACGUAAAAGAGGAAUUGCUAUUUUGGCAGGGAUAACCAGACCAACCAUGGAAAAGUCAACAAACAACGCACAGUUUAAUUAAACCAAUUUGUAAAUUUUAUCUGUAAGACACAAAAAUCAUGAGCAUGUUACGUUUUAUGUAAGUCUUUACUUGUAUUUUUAUGUAUGUAGUUUGUUUAUAUUUGUUAUACAUUUUUAACUUUAAUUUAUUUAUUCAUUAAUAAAGUUGUGUAGUAUUUCGUUAACUUG
This is a messenger RNA of Cydia pomonella (codling moth), 3320 nucleotides long. Its product is annotated as cilia- and flagella-associated protein 161. The coding region runs from base 1351 to 2811 and encodes 486 amino acids. The record is from RefSeq and is a predicted model, not a curated record. Gene Ontology annotation, biological process: cilium assembly. The transcript has 12 exons. Gene Ontology annotation, cellular component: motile cilium. Lineage: Eukaryota; Metazoa; Arthropoda; Insecta; Lepidoptera; Tortricidae.